Paramecium pentaurelia is the source of this 784-nucleotide messenger RNA. The record is from the annotation of a GenBank genome assembly. NCBI's taxonomy places the organism in Eukaryota, Ciliophora, Oligohymenophorea, Peniculida, Parameciidae.
AUGAGAAAUAGUAACCCUAUUAUUAAUUAAAAUAUCAUUUGGAUCAGUUCUACUAUAAACUACCUUAAAAAUAAAAAUCUGUUAAGAUAAAAUUAUUAAGAUCUAUUCCGCAUGAGCUAGAAGCUAACUUAGAUUCUGCUUAUGGCUAUAUUAAAUAAUUUUAAGAUAGGUUAUUUAAAAGGGGAAGAAAUUUUAGAAUAUAUGGCAAAUACUUUGACAUUCAUAAAAUUGUAUUUAUUUAAAGUUUAGGACUUUUUUGAUUAAAGAUGUAUAUUAGAUGAUCAAUUAAAAUUAAGAAGAAAUAAAUUUGAAUUGAUACAGGCAUAUGCUGAAUGUAUUGGUUUAAUGAAAGAUUUUAUAAUAAGGAAAAAAUUAAUGUAUGAAUUAGAAAUUAGAGAAAAUUAUGCCAACAUAAUUACAAGCGGUAAAAAAGGAUUCUAUUAAGUUAUGUUAUAUUUAUUAAUAAGCAAUUAAAUAUACCCUGCAGGAAAGAGUUACAGAAGAAGUUAAAAAAAAAAUUAUUCUUAAUAUUUAGGAAUUAUUGAUGAAGUUUAAUCCUAAAACUUUGAUGAUGAUAUCAAUAUAUUAGAAGUUAAUAUAAAUGAUAGUGGAUAAGGAUUUAUGAGAAUGAGUUUGUAACUCUAAGAAAAAAGGUAUUCCUUAUAAUCAUUAGAUCAGUUACAUAUUGCUGAUGGAGAUGAAAAGGUUUCAAAAUAUUCAAUUCGAAUUGGAAUGGGAUUGUAGAUUAAUUGACAAUAUCUAAUUUACUUUUACUUUUUGUUGA